Spodoptera litura is the source of this 4090-nucleotide messenger RNA. RefSeq names its product Son RNA binding protein (gene Son). Lineage: Eukaryota; Metazoa; Arthropoda; Insecta; Lepidoptera; Noctuidae. Gene Ontology annotation, molecular function: RNA binding. Gene Ontology annotation, biological process: regulation of mRNA splicing, via spliceosome; regulation of cell cycle. The record is from RefSeq and is a predicted model, not a curated record.
UUGUCAAAGCAGUGCAUCAUGGCGACGGUAUCGGUAGACCAAUGUUUGAUUCAUUAAUCAAUGACUGUUUUACGUUGCUAUCUUGUUAAUUAUUACUUGUUGUAGUGCUACAAAUAUUGUUAUGCGUACUGAACGUUAAAUCUAAUUUGUUAAGACUAUGACGAGCUUGAUAGAUAAAAUAGAACAACUAAUAAAACGUGAAAAAACAACACCCGAGCGUAAAAAAGAUGACUCGAAAAAGUCAUCCAGUGAGAUUCUCUCGGAAUUGUUUAGUGCUUUUAACGCAGAUCCCCCGAAGAUAGAUGAAGUUCCUUCUAAGAAAUCAAAGAAGAGUAAGAAGAAGCAUAAGAAAGAAAAGAAAAAACGCAGCCGGAGUUCUAGCAGCGACAGCUCGGACGAUAGUGAGUACACACAUAAGCGGAAAAAGAGAAAAAAGAGUAAGUCUAAAAAACGCGCUAGAGAGAGCCGGUCGCCCUCAUACCCGUACCCACUAACACCGGUGCGAGUUAAACCAGAAAAUGACCACGUGAAAAUAAAACAUGAGAAAGAAAUCAAACAAGAAGAUGUUAAACCCAAGGAAGUUAAACUUGAAAAGGAUGUUAAAAAGCAUGCGGCAAUUAAAAUUGAAGAUGAUUCUAUUUCAUUGUCACCUCCACAUCCCAUGUCUAUGUCUACAGACUGUAACAAGACUAUAGACUUACGCGAUAAACUGGACAGUAAGAAGGCUGAGGCUUGCAAUGCAGACAAUGAUAAGUCUAAGGGUAAAAUUCAAAUAAAGAAUCUUAAAUUUAGUGCUGUAUAUGAGGAGACGGUGAAGAAAGCUGAGGAAGAGGCUAGAAGGAAAGCAGAGAAAUAUGAAGAAGGUGAAUACACAGAUUCCUCUAGCAGUACUGAGAAGGAAAUUGUAUGCAACUCACAGUUUCCUAAAACUUCAGAUCCUGGAGGUAUACUUAAGAAACAAGCUGAGGAAGAAUCAAAAAUUGAAACAAAUGGCGAUUCAAAAUCUGCUUCAAAGAAAAGUAAAAAGUCUGAAAGCUCAUCAAAAUCAUCAAGGCGAGAUAGAAGUAAAUCUCCUAAAAGGUCUAGCAGUAAAUCAAGGAGAUCAUCGUCAGCAUCUAGGAAGCGUCAUCAUCGUUCCAGUUCCAAGACACGACACAGCAGUCGUUCACGACAUCGGUCUUCAUCUCGAUCGCGAAGGAGGUCAAGGUCGCGAUCUCGGCGAAGGUCGAGAUCAAGAUCACGACAUAGGACUAGACGGUUGUCGCCUAGACAUGGAGGAAGAAGGAGAUCUAGGUCACCAACCGGUGUUAAGUUAGCAGAUAGUGAAAAGAAACGACUGCUAGAAGUUGCUAGAAGGAAUGCUAUAAACAUGCUCAAGAAUGGCGCUGUCCCCGCCGGAGCCGCCGCUUUGCCGCCACACACUAGGAAUCAAGUAAUGGCUGCAAUUCAGUCUGGAGGUAAAUCAGUAGAUGAACUGACAGACUUCUGCAAGCACUUGUCCAAGAAAGAAGCCCUAGGUGAACUAUCAUCUGUCUCAUCAAACGACGAUGAUAUGAGCGAGAACGAAGAUACACUAGCAUUCCACCAUCCCUUCCUUGUUAAGGAGAAGGCUCCUAUUGUUAUGAACAUAAGGGGAGGUGCUCCACUACCAAUAAAAACGAAUCCUCUUCCUAUAGCCAAUAAGGAGGAGCUAAGGCUUCAAUUCCCCGUGUCUUCAGGAUCUCAACAUCGGGAGAAAGCAUCAGAGUGGGUGCCCGUCUCACCGCCUAAGAAGGACAUGCAAGUAGCAAAGCUCAACCCCACUAACUCCACUAGUUCUAAGACUAAAUCUACCACUGCCUCCACUUCUUCAUCAACAAACACAUGCACGGAUAUUGCCAAAAUAUCUGAUAGAUCUUUAAGUCCGCCUGCUUAUAUGAAAAGUUUCACUUCUGGAAGCCAGCUGAAUUCAGUGCCUGCAAUACCCGCGUUACCAGCUCCGGGUCCACAAGCUUAUCCACCAGGCGUAGAUGCACAGAAGAUGCAAGACGUGGCGUUGAUCGUGUCGCAGAAACUGUCGUUGAUUCGCAAGGAACAAGAAGAGACCGAACUUUUUACCACACAUGGGUUUGGUUGGUCAGCGGGUGAAUCAUCACUUGGUCAGUUCACCGGUUCAACAGGAGCGCAGAUAUUAACACCGAGGGAACUAGCAAGUGGUACACAAGCGUGGGCCAAAAAGCUGAUUGCCUCGCCGGUCGGGAUUUGCGGUCACUGCGCGCUCGACCGUUCGGUCAGAACUUAUAAUACUAGUCGUAUUAUACUUUCUGACCUUUUUCUAUUAAAAACUGUGAUGGUUGCAACAACUUGACUUUUUUAUAAUGUUAUCUUGUAUCACUGUUUUGUCAAUGAGCUAUAUUGUAGCACGGUUUUUAUGUAUCUAUAUGUAUUGUAUUUUAUAUAAACUAAGAGCUAUGAAAUGCUUGUUUUCUGGUAGUGGUUUUGAAUGAAAGAUGCUAUGAACUAUUGGGAAUUCUUUGCUAAAGCUAUUUAUGGAUGCCCUUUUUUUCUUACAGAUUGGACGGCUUUCUCGUAUUAUUAAUACAGGGAAAUAUUAUUAAUUGGGAUUUUGGGAUUAUUUGCGUUUGCGCUCAGAAUUAUUAUCUUUCUCUCGGUGAAUGAAUUUAUCAAAUUGUAAUCAGUAGUUUUGGAUAUUACACAGAACAUACAAACUCACAUUAAUAUCUUCUUAAAGUAGUUAAUUAACACGGAUUUAAAUACAUUAUAAAUAUUCAGCAUACUAUAGUAGUUAGAAACAAUAUUUAUAAUAUUUAUUGUCUAUUGAAUUGCUUCGGCUACAUACUCACACUUCGAAUUUAUACAAAAAAAAUAUAAAUACUCAUGCUAUUAUCCUCUCUAUAUAAUUAUUAUGUAAUGUGUAACCUCACUGUAUGUUGCUGCAACCAUUACGCGACCUCGUAAUUCCCUGUUUGUGUAACUAGGGAACUUGAAAGUUCGCUGGUUACACCGCACUACUCUUCUAAUGUGAUGGUAAUUCUCAUGCCACGCCCCCUUUGGCAUGUGAAUCAUCAUUACCAAAGAUUGCGUACAGAUAUUCAGUUUUCCCCUUGGUUGUGACUGACUUAUUUCAAUUGUUUAUAUUAAUUUUUUUUUAUUUGUAACCUACAUACUUUUUUAAAUGCUUAAUGUUGGUCCAAAUUGCAAACUUUUUACAGGCUGUUUUGCGUUAUUUAGUUCCUAUUUUGUUUAAGUUUAAUCGUUGUUGGAUUUAUUUAUUCGACUUUAGUUUUGUCCUUGACUCUGUAUAUAAAGAAUUUAUGGUCUAGGACUGUUGGGCGGAAAUAUAGAUACUUCAUUUUAUAAAAUACAUUUAGUCAGUCUUCAAAUAAUAUUGAAAAGUCCAUCGAUUCUUUGAGCUAUCCAAGAAGGGCGAUAAUAACUUACAGCCUCUCCCGAACAUUUGUGCAAAGCUAUGUGCGAAGUUUUGCACAACUAAUACAUAAUGUACAAGCGAUUCGCGUCUUUAUAAACAGUAAAAAGAUACGUUUUCGUGAAAAAAUGCGAUGCGUUGAUGGCUCAAAGAAAAAUGGCCAAGAUGGGGAAUUCAUGAAUAUUUGUUGCAGCUUUUAAGUGAUAAGGAGAUGCGUGCACUUCGAUGUCUACGAUGAUAGGUGCUAACCUUACAAUGUAUUCAAAGAGGUAAGUAUAAUACGGGAGGGGGUGAAGUAAUACUCAGACAAAAAUGAACUUUAUGUGUUGUGUACACUGAGUACAAAUUUAAUAUAACUACUGGCAGAUUCUCCAUUAUUGUUGAAAGUUGACUGUGAGCUACAAUGCGAUGGUAAUGCUUUUCUACAGGGUGUUUUAAGAGAAUACUUUUACAUUUUUCUUCCAAAAUAGUCUUUAACUACAUUAAAAUCAUAAUUGUUCUCAUAUCUAAACGAAUUUAUUAUACUCACGAUUGUCAAUGCAUUGUCUAAUGUUGUUGUAUGUAUGUAGGACCAACUGGUGCGUGCCGCGCCCGUUGAAGGAGGCAUGGGCAUGCAUUUACUUCAGAAAAUGGGCUGGACGCCCGGCCAAGGGUUGGGUAAGG